CUCUGGGGCCGAGGGCGGGUGGGGCGCCGGCGCGCAUGCGUGGCGGCGGGCUAGUUUGAUUCUGGCGGCAGCGGCGACGUUGAAAUGGCGGCGGCGGCGCCUCGUCCCGGCAGUACAGAAGACAGUCUUCCAAAGGGCAUCACCCAACAGAACUCUUCUAAAGAAAAUCAGCCUGGCUUUGAAGAUAGAAAAAAUGUUGCAACAUUAGAAAAUGUGUGCAGUCAGGAGAAAACGGAGGCAGGAUGUGCUUCUGAGCCAGAUAACAUUAGAUUCAGCUGUGGUAUCCAGAGUGACCCAGGAGCCAGUCACACUCAGGUGUUAGCAGAAAUUGGCAAGAGAAAAUGCAAUCUAAGCCCCAGUCCAAACGAAGGGGAUGCCCACGGCCCCAGCCCUAAGAAAGGACCUCUGCAGAAUCUUGGUCCUGGAUCAGGACAGGCUUCUACUUCAUUUAACCAAUCCUUUGGCCAUCUCCCUAACCCACGAGUCAUGCGUCAUUCCUUGAAUCGCUACAGUUUGAAGCUGGGCACUAAUCGCCGGAAGUCUUUGCCUCCUCUUCACAUGGAUGUUUCUGAACUGAGUAAAGCAAUCAGCCUGGACUUGCCAGAGACAGACAGAAUGGUGGAACUUCUCCACUCCAGCUUCCGGUACUCUGCCCGGAAACUUGAGUGCUCAUUAAAGCAGACUGAAGGUUUUGAUCCUGAAACUUUUGAACAGAAAGUGAACCUACUUUCAGAAGAUCUGAACCACUGUACAAAGAAACUCAAACUAGAUGGAACUCUGCAAAAAUGCCUUGAGGACUCCCAGGGGGGCUUAGCAGAUCCAGUGCUGAAUUCCAUGGUGGCUGCCUUAAAGGAGACGACAGUCAGGUUCUCUGCAGAGGAUCAAGCCUGGGAGGAACUGCUUCUGUCUUACCAGAAAAAUGCAGAGGAUAUAUCCAGGCAGCUACAGGAGUACAAGUUGAAGCAAGUGCCAGAGGAGCCUUAUAGCUAUACUGGGGCAUCCCAGGCCCAUGUACUUCAAGCCAAGCCAGACUACCAGAAAAUACUGGAUUCUCAAGGAGAGGUCUUUGACUACAUGGAGCUAGUGCUGGAUGAAGUCCAUCAGAUGGUGAAGGCUUGUCAAAGUUAUAUAGAAGACGUUACACGGUAUCUUCAGAAGCUAUCAGUGCAACUUGCAUCAGGGACUUUCCAGAACUUAGAAAAUUCACCAGCCCGGAAACUGCUCAGACUUCCCCCAACAACCCCAUCUGUGAUCCAGCCUCCAGAGGGGUAGAGCUGCAUUCUUCUUUCAUUUGCAAGCUUGGGAUGCAACUCCGCAGCUGACCACUUCUCAGCACUAUGGCCGGCUUUGGGUUUGAUCUGCACUUCAGGGACGGUGGCAUUCUUGCCCUGCAGCGCAAAAGGAUGGGGCAGAUGAAAAUAAUGUUCUAUCCUAUUGGACAGAUCCUUGCUGGACAGUAAUACUUCCAUUUUUCCAACCAAAUAAGAAAAUGCUCCCCACCCCCAAUUGCAUUGAAGCACAGUACACUCAUCGUUCCACAAACUUAAAAGAAGAUGACAAUGGAUUUUCCAAUCACAAUCCUAACUGCAGCUGUAAAAUGGUACUGGCUUUUAUUUUCUCUUUUCUAACUCACAGGUUUGACCUGAUAGGUAAUAGGAGUCUAGCUUGAAACACUUGGUAAUGGCUGCAGAUCACAGCUUUGUGUGUGUGUGUGUGUGUG
This is a messenger RNA of Podarcis raffonei (Aeolian wall lizard), 1720 nucleotides long. RefSeq names its product DSN1 component of MIS12 kinetochore complex (gene DSN1). The transcript has 12 exons. The record is from RefSeq and is a predicted model, not a curated record. The coding region runs from base 85 to 1272 and encodes 395 amino acids. Gene Ontology annotation, cellular component: MIS12/MIND type complex. Gene Ontology annotation, biological process: cell division; mitotic sister chromatid segregation. NCBI's taxonomy places the organism in Eukaryota, Metazoa, Chordata, Lepidosauria, Squamata, Lacertidae.